GGUCAAAAACACUACAUAAUUCCAGGCAAGACAUUGUUUUCGGUUGCUUGUACAUCAUUAUUUAUACCUUUUUUGGAAGUACAUACCGGGUGUGACGGCAGUAAAUGAAGAUAAUUGCUCAGCCAAACUCCAUAUUUGACGCUGGAUCAGGACGAGGAAUAUAAGACCAGUCGCACGUUGUAGCAGCUCACAAAGCAGGCGAGCCUGUGAGAAUAUUUAGCUAACGUUACGCCUGCAGAAGAAUUUGUGGAAGAAUUGAGAGAAACAGCAGCAUGGUGAAUCAAGUGCAGAGAGUCGAAGACACAUGGCGAACAUGCAGCAAAAGCGACUCAAGUGGCGCGAGCAACAGCGGUUGCGAGAGUUCCAAGGAAAGCUCUCGCUCCUCGACGCCGGUGUUGGACACUGACCGCACGGACAGGCUAAGGGACAAGAUGCGCCGCCGGACGGAGUCGGGCGACCACUGGUUUUCCCUCGAGUUCUUCCCCCCUCGCACUGCAAGUGGAGCUGUCAAUCUCAUCUCUAGAUUUGAUCGCAUGGGCUCAGGGGGGCCCCUGUUCAUAGACGUUACCUGGCAUCCGGCAGGGGACCCGGGUUCGGACAAGGAGACCUCCUCCAUGAUGAUCGCCAGCACAGCGGUCAACUACUGUGGCCUGGAGAGCAUCCUGCACCUGACCUGUUGCAACCAGACCAAAGAAAAGAUCACUGGGUACUUGAGCAAAGCCAAACGCCUUGGCCUGAAGAACAUCAUGGCUCUAAGAGGAGAUCCUAUGGGGGCUGACUGGGAAGAGGAAGAAGCGGGCUUCAACUACGCCACAGACCUAGUCAAACACAUACGCUGCGAGUUUGACGACUACUUUGACAUCUGCGUUGCCGGCUACCCCACUGGCCACCCGGAGGCGGAGAGCUACGACGAGGACCUGAGACAUCUGAAGGAGAAAGUGGACGCUGGCGCCGACUUCAUCAUCACCCAGCUCUUUUUCCGGGCUGACACCUUCCUCAAGUUUGUCAGAGACUGCAGGGCCAUAGGAAUCACCUGCCCCAUCCUACCAGGCAUCUUCCCUAUCCAGGGCUACCAGUCUCUGAGGCAGCUGGUCAAACUGUCCAAGCUGGAGGUGCCCGAGGAGAUCAUGCAGGUCAUCGAGCCCAUCAAGGACAACGAUGCGGCCAUCCGCAACUACGGCAUUGAGCAGGCUGUGGGUAUGUGCCGCGUGCUGCUGGAGAGCGGUGAGGUGCCGGGGCUCCACUUCUACACGCUGAACCGCGAGGUAGCCACCAUGGAGGUACUGCGGCAGCUGGGCUUGUGGAUCGAGGACCCCAGGCGGACACUCCCCUGGGCGGUGAGCGCUCACCCCAAACGCAAAGUGGAGGACGUGCGGCCCAUUUUCUGGGCCUCCAGACCCAAGAGCUAUAUCUACAGAACACAGGACUGGGAUGACUUCCCCAAUGGACGAUGGGGAAACUCGUCAUCUCCGGCCUUUGGUGAACUCAACGAUUACUACCUGUUCUACCUUAAGAGUAAGUCGUCCAAGGACGCCCUGCUGAAGAUGUGGGGCGAGGAGCUGACCAGCGAGCAGAGCGUCUACGAGGUCUUCACAAGCUAUAUCACGGCCCAACCCAAUGUUGCCGGACACAAGGUGAUGUGUCUGCCGUGGAAUGACGACCCGCUGGCCCCGGAGACCAACUUGCUGAAGGACGAGCUGGACAAGGUAAACCGCAGGGGAGUCCUCACCAUCAACUCCCAGCCCAGCAUCAACGGCAAGCCCUCCUCAGACCCCAUCGUGGGCUGGGGCCCCCCUGGUGGCUACGUCUUCCAGAAGGCUUAUCUGGAAUUUUUCACCUCAAGCGAAAAUGUCACCGCUCUCCUCAAAGUGCUAAAGAAGUACGAGCCUCGCGUCAACUACCACAUCGUCAACGUUCACGGUCAGAAUACUACGAACGCCCAUGACAUGCAACCCAACGCUGUGACAUGGGGCAUCUUCCCCGGCAGGGAGAUUGUCCAGCCCACCGUGGUGGAUCCAGUCAGCUUCUUGUACUGGAAGGACGAGGCCUUUGCCCUGUGGAUCGAGCAGUGGGCCAAGCUGUACGAAGACGAGUCCCCAUCACGUAUGAUCAUCAAGUAUAUCCACGACAACUACUUCCUUGUCAACCUGGUGGACAACGACUUCCCUUUGGACAACUGCUUGUGGCAGGUCAUCGACGAUAUGUUUGAUCUGCUUGACAAUCCCCCGGAGGAGCAACCCGCGGAGCAACCUGCAGAGCAACCCAACGAUGAGCACUCCGACAAGGAACAACCUGGAAAGUAACUAUGGCGAUAGCCACCAACUGAGCGACUUUUUUUUUCUUUGGUGCUGCUUUCGAUAACUUUUCACUCAACAAACACCAAAGUACUUAACUACAGUAUUAUACCUUUAAAAAAUAUACUUAAUAUAUAUAUAUAUAUAUAUAUUUUUUUUUUUAUCUGGAGGAUGGAUCUUAAUCAAGAGGUGCUUCAGUGAAUGAAUACGAUGACAAAUGCAGUGCAUUUGAAAAGCAUUCGGACCCUUUCACUUUUUCAACAUUUUGUUACGCUACUGGCUUGUUCUAAAAUGGAUUAUCCUUUUUUUAAUUUACUCAAUCUACACACAAUACCCCAUAAUGACAAAGCGAAAACGUGAUUUAAAAAAUAU
Oncorhynchus gorbuscha (pink salmon) is the source of this 2666-nucleotide messenger RNA. RefSeq names its product methylenetetrahydrofolate reductase-like. The transcript is spliced from 13 exons. The record is from RefSeq and is a predicted model, not a curated record. Gene Ontology annotation, cellular component: cytosol. Gene Ontology annotation, biological process: tetrahydrofolate interconversion. Gene Ontology annotation, molecular function: FAD binding; methylenetetrahydrofolate reductase [NAD(P)H] activity. NCBI's taxonomy places the organism in Eukaryota, Metazoa, Chordata, Actinopteri, Salmoniformes, Salmonidae. The coding region runs from base 273 to 2303 and encodes 676 amino acids.